UGCAAGUCACCGCGUGGCCGCGCCCCCUAUGCGACGUCCUUCUUCGCGCUCGGGUCCUGGACGAGUGUGGCGCGGCGGAGCGGCGGAGAGACCAGCCAGGGAAAGCAGGCACUCGGUGGCAGGGAGCAGUUUCUCCGACCCACCGCUAGAGAGCAGCACCCAUGACUACCAGCAGAAAAGCUGUUGGUAAAGAAGCAUGGACGUCGCAAGUGAGACGCUUGAACUUCAAGUAGUGGCGUAAGAAACUGCAAGCACGACACCGAUUCGAUUACAUCUCGAUUCCCUUAUAAAUAUACUUCACAUUCCUCGUGCAUCAUGCCAUCUCACAAUGAACCAGAAUUACCUUCCAAAGCUGGAAAUGGUGGAUCGGCUGAAUCAAGCUCCAGUAGUUCGGCUCAAAAUGAGCCGGAAGCCAACCAGCCCGAGCAUAGUGACAGUGAUGUACAAAAUGAUGGCGAAAAUGAAGACAUGAGUGAUGCAGAAAAUGAAGGCUCUGAUGGUGGAGAAGAUGGAGACGAGGAGGUUCCUUCUUCUGAUGAUGAUAGCUCUGACAUACCCAUGACAGAUUCUGAUUCGGACAUGUCUGAUGCCGAAGUCUCGGAAGAAGACAAUAAUGAAUCUUUUGAAGUGAAACCUGUGCCCCUUCCUGAAGAGUUUUCGGAGCUAGCAGCUGGCCGUGAAGUUGAUUGUGAUGAUGAUGAGGUGGUUCAAGCUAUUCUUCGGGCCCGUGAAAAAAAUAGAAACCAUCCACCUGCAAUUGAAUGUGAAGAUGGAGUUGCAGCUUUGUCAUUCCACCCUCAGGAAGAUAUGAUUGCUGUUGGGACAUUUACUGGUGAUGUAGUUAUAUACAAAUACUCUGAUGAAGAGUGUGAGCUUUUGCACACCCAUGAGUCGCACGUGAAAGCUAUUCGUGAAAUUGAAUUCAGUAAAGAUGGUAAAAAUAUCUUCAGCGCAUCAAAAGACAAAUCCAUUCUUAUGACAGAUGUUGAAACAGGGAAGUUGACGAAUUUAUGGGACCAAGCUCAUUCAUCUCCUGUUCAUUCAUUGUAUGUUCUUGACCAAAAUCGGUUUUGUUCAGGGUGUGAAGAGGGUCAUGUUAAAUUGUGGGAUUCCAGGCAACGUGAACCUGUUUUCUCUUUCCAAGUAAUGCAGGACAUGGUGACUGACAUUAUUUCAACACCACAAUGUAGGCACUUGGCAGUUGCUUGUGGGGGUACAAUUACCUCUAUUAACAUAAAUGCUAAAAAAAUACAAGUUCAGUCUGAGGAGUAUGAACAUGAUUUCACAUGCCUCGGUCUAUUCCGAAUGGAUUCUAAAUUACUAGCUGGUUCAUCAAAAGGUUCUACAUACAUGUUUAAUUGGGGAGAGUUUGGUUACCACUGUGAUGAAAUGCCUGGUUUUAAGCAGCCUGUGAGCUGUCUUUUACCUGUCACAGAGACAGUUGCGAUAACUGGAUGGGAAGAUGGAAAGAUAAGGGCUACUCACUUGUUUCCUAAUCAGUCUCUUGGAAUAGUUGGCCAGCAUGACUUUGCCAUUGAGUGUCUAGAUAUUUCUAACAAUGGCACAAUCAUCGCUUCCUCCGCUGCAGCUGGAGGUUUUGUAAAGUUCUGGAACAUUAAGUAUAUUGAAGAGACCCAAGUUAUCCGAGACAACUUCAACAAGAAGAAGAAAAAGAAGAAGCCAAAACUGAAUGAACAUAAUCUACCUUCCUCUCAAUGCCGUAAUAAAGGUGAAUUCUUUGCUGACCUUGCAGGCCCUAGCUGAUCUCUCUUUUUAGUUGUCAACUCAUUUGUUACCCUUAAACCAGAUGUCUCAUUAAAUUUUGCUGAUAAAAUUAA
This is a messenger RNA of Thrips palmi, 1838 nucleotides long. Its product is annotated as WD repeat-containing protein 55 homolog. The coding region runs from base 316 to 1764 and encodes 482 amino acids. The record is from RefSeq and is a predicted model, not a curated record. The transcript has 9 exons. Gene Ontology annotation, molecular function: protein binding. Lineage: Eukaryota; Metazoa; Arthropoda; Insecta; Thysanoptera; Thripidae.